CCCCUCCCACGCGCCGGGCGUCCUUUAAAUGCUCGCGCUGCGCUUUAAAUAGCAGGUGUGAGAAACCGUGUCCCUGCAUACACCCCUCAGACGCCACCAUCAUCACCAUCGCCAUCACCACCGCAAUGUCCACCGCCAGCGCCGAGACCACCGCGCAGCUGCCGCCGGCCGCGGGCAGGGUGUUCUUUCAGCCCGGCGUGGGCUGCGCCGGCUCCGGACCGAUGCAGCGCGACGACCCGGUGCAGAAGAAACAGGGCAAAGUGACGGUGAAGUACGACAGAAAAGAGCUGCGGAAAAGACUCAUACUGGAGGAGUGGAUCAUUGAACAGCUGAGCGAACUUUACGACUGCGAGGAAGAGGAAAUGCCAGAGGUGGAGAUAGACAUCGAUGAUCUCCUGGAGGUGAACAGUGAAGACGAGAGAGCCGUAAAACUACAGGAAUCUCUGUCAGACUGCUACAAGCCCACUGAUGACUUUGUGCGCGAGCUCCUCGGCAGGAUAAGAGGAAUGAGAAAACUCAGCGCUCCGCAGAAGAAAAGCUUUUAAGUGCUCGACAAAUGCCAACGACAAUCCAGCUACCCGGACUACAGCUCCCACAAUCCAUCGCUCAGCCCUCGAGGACUCCCUAUCCCAGGAUUGGCGCCUGGCCCAGAAUCAAUAUACUAGAGUUCAUUUUCCAAGGACCCUGACUUUAUUCAGUACGCCUAAAUUGAGUCAUCCAUUUCCCAUAGAUCGCACAAAAAAAUCCGAGAGCAAAGUUCAUCCGGGAACAAUUUCAGCAGCUGCGUGGGACAGUUUGAUGUUCCUGUCCUCAACUUCUCAAUGGGUCAGAUUAUUACACCGUUUGGUGCAGUAUUACAGCUAUUUUUUAUGAACCACAACUGACUGCAAAGCUAUUUUAUAUAGCCUAGUGAAUUUUUGUUUUCCAAUCAUCUGGUCAGUGAUAUUCACCGAUAUCCGUCCAAGUUAAAUUUCGUCAAUUUGCACAAUACUCACGCUUCCCUAGAAUCUGCAUUUUUAGCAAAGCAUAAUAUUUAGGGUCUAACAUAACGGUCAUAAUUCAGUUUUUUUUUCAUUACGGUGAUAAAUCUUUCGAGAAUAUCGAACUGUUCUUGAAAGGUCUGUGGCUAAAAUGACUACUUUCAUAAAGUGAACAUGAUUGUGGUACGAUAAAAGUUUGGGUGGGCUGGGACGACAGAGUAAAGAAACGAGGCUAUGUUCGAAAUUAAAGGAAUAGUUCACCCAAAAAGUGUAAAAUGUACUCAUCCUUAGGCUAUCCAAGAUGUAGAUGGCAUUAAUUCUUCAUCGUGUUUAGAGAAAUAUAGCAUUACAUCCCUUGCUAUGCAGUGGAUCCUCAGCAGUGAAUGGGUGCCGUCAAAAUAAUAGUCCAAACGGCUGAUUUAAAAACUGCGCGUUCGUAUGAAACCAGUGCAUCACAAUAUUUUGACUUUCCGGCUCCGUAACAAUGGUUGCAAUCAGCUGUUUUGACUCUCAUUCCGACGGCACCCAUUCACUGCAGAGGAUCCACUGUCGAGCGAAUGAGCAAUUGAGCAAAUUAAAAUUUUGGGGUGAACUAUUCCUUUAAAUACUAGCAUACUAUGAACCAUGCGUUACACGCUUACUAUCCUGAAAUCGUGGACUUGAGUGCGUUGCAUUGCGGAAUAUAGUAUCCCGAACUUAGGCAAAUGCAUUUGUGUGAUGUAGCAUACACACUGUAAACCGCUGAAUUAAUAGCUGAGCACAUGUAUACUAGUGUUACGAACAUAGCUCGAGUUUUGAGUGCUUCUAUAAUUCAACAAGGGCUGCAUGAGAGUAGAGCUUAUUAACAGACAUACUGUGAUGAUGGUCUAAAGAUCGAGCCGGACGAGGGGCCUAGUUUGACUCAAGCCAUUAUUGAAAGCACGCGAAUCGUUCAAAUCUAGGCUUUUAUCACCUUUUCCUCGUACGGUUUUACAAGGAGGCUGCCAAAGAGUAUAAAAUGGCUGAAUAUUAGCAUAUUAUAAAGCGCCGUUGGUGUAAAUCGGUACGUGUAUAUUAUGUUUCGCUAUAAAGAACAUUUAAUCUUCGUGUCAUUCGGUGUCAUACUCAUGGGUCAGAUUUGUGUUUGGUGGUGUAAGUUGUAUAACAAGGAAUCCAGGGGAUAAACUAUGGUGCUGUUUAAACUCUUAAACCCUCUACAGCGUGGACGGACGAUGCGUUUUGCAGGCUGAGAGAAAAAAAAAAGAGACGCUCUCGACUCCGGAUGAACCUUCUGCGAUUCUGCCGGCCUGCAUCUAAACGUCGUUGUGGAUUUUAAGGAGUUCGCGCGUUUUCAAUUGUGUUUCGACCCUUCUCUCUGAGAAGAACAUUCAGGGUUUAGGUUUUUUUUUUUAAAUUUCAUUUACUUUUUGUUUCUAAAACGUUAGAGAUGUAUUCGAGUGUACGAAAGCUUUAUUUAUGCAUGUUUUAUUGGCAUGAUAGGAACGUUUGGAUCGCGACGAUUUGUCUUUUUAUACAUUAUUACAAGUAUUACUCUUAUAUCAAUUUCACAACUUUUUAUUCAUUUUUAUUGACACUAUAUCUGCGUGUUUUCAAUUGUUUUGGGGUUUUUUUAGAUUAUGUGUAAAGUGUGGUCUUUUGUGCUGUUCUAUUUAAAAUAAAGGCGAAAUGCCUGAACUGUUAUAUACACA
Puntigrus tetrazona (Sumatra barb) is the source of this 2668-nucleotide messenger RNA. RefSeq names its product protein phosphatase 1, regulatory (inhibitor) subunit 14C (gene ppp1r14c). Gene Ontology annotation, molecular function: protein serine/threonine phosphatase inhibitor activity. Gene Ontology annotation, biological process: regulation of phosphorylation. Gene Ontology annotation, cellular component: cytoplasm. The transcript has 4 exons. The record is from RefSeq and is a predicted model, not a curated record. Bases 126 to 545 code for a protein of 139 amino acids. NCBI's taxonomy places the organism in Eukaryota, Metazoa, Chordata, Actinopteri, Cypriniformes, Cyprinidae.